Messenger RNA from Gasterosteus aculeatus aculeatus (three-spined stickleback), 2640 nucleotides. RefSeq names its product 14-3-3 protein beta/alpha-1. NCBI's taxonomy places the organism in Eukaryota, Metazoa, Chordata, Actinopteri, Perciformes, Gasterosteidae. The record is from RefSeq and is a predicted model, not a curated record.
AGGAAACAGAAGUGGUGGAGAAGCGGAAGUGGUGCUGAGAGAGAGAGAGAGAGAGAGGGAGAGAGAGAGCGAGCGAGCGAGAGAGAGGGAGAGAGAGAGAGCGAGAGAAGCAGGACUUAAAGUCGACAAUAUUUUUAGAAAAUGGAUAAGAACGACCUGGUACAGAAGGCCAAGCUCGCAGAGCAGGCGGAGCGCUACGAUGACAUGGCUGCAGCCAUGAAGUCGGUGACGGAGCAAGGUGUAGAGCUGUCAAACGAGGAGCGCAACCUUCUCUCUGUUGCCUACAAGAACGUGGUGGGAGCGCGCCGCUCAUCCUGGCGAGUCAUCUCCAGCAUCGAGCAGAAGACCGAGGGCAACGACAAGAAGCAGCAGAUGGCACGUGAAUACCGGGAGAAGAUUGAAGCCGAGCUCCAGGAAAUCUGCCACGAUGUGCUCGGGCUUCUGGACAACUUUCUCAUUAGCAACGCAACUGCAGCUGAGAGCAAGGUGUUCUAUCUGAAAAUGAAAGGCGACUAUUAUAGAUACCUGUCCGAGGUUGCAUCUGGGGAUACUAAGAAGGAUACGGUGGAUAAUUCCCAGCAGGCGUACCAGCAAGCCUUUGACAUCAGCAAGGGGGAGAUGCAGCCAACGCACCCGAUCCGGCUUGGCCUGGCCCUCAACUUCUCAGUCUUCUACUAUGAAAUCCUCAACAACCCGGACCAGGCCUGCGCCCUGGCCAAGGGGGCAUUUGAUGAAGCCAUCGCCGAACUUGACACGUUGAACGAGGAUUCUUACAAAGACAGCACCCUGAUCAUGCAACUACUAAGGGACAACCUGACCCUGUGGACAUCAGAAAACCAGGCAGAUGAGGGAGAGACCGGAGACGGGGAAAACUAAUGGAAUUGCACUGUUAAUCCACCUACACUCUUAUCUUAAACACAGACAGCAUAUAUACAUCCCCCUCCACUCCAUCAACUCCUCCCACUUCUGUAUGACAAGCAGCCUGAAUUGCUCCCGACAAACUAGUUCACCCCUCUCAUGUGACCGGGUCAUUUUCAGUUAGCAGAUUCACUCACUUUGUGGAAACAUGUUGUAAUGAUUAGUGAGUCCAUGUUGCUGUUGUGUGUUUGUAUGUAGUGCGAGAGCAAGCGUGAAAGUGCGUCUGUGUGUGUGUGUGUGUGUGCGUGCGUGUGUGUGUGCGCGUGUCUGAGGGUGGGAGGGAGCUGGUUGUUGUGGAUUCUAAUCGUCCUUCCAAAUCCCUUUUGUCCCAGCUAGUUAAUUGUGCUCUCUUUUUCUUUUUUCUUUUUUUUUUUGUUUGUGUUCCUUUUCUCUUUUGUGAUUCCUCGUGAUAUUUACAGGUUUUAUUGUAUGGUAAUUAUACUGGCAGUUGAUUUCCACCAAACACUGUGAUGGUAGGCGUUCCACUUGCUUCACAACAACCCUAAAACCUUUAUUUUGUUUUCCUGUUUUGAAUUUCCAGGCACACGUACAAUCCUGUAUUAACAACCAACUGCAAUUCUGCUGUGGGCUCAUACAGAAAGGAGGCAGGCUGUAUUGUGACACUGACAUCUUGGUGUAAUGCUCCUUGGUCGUGUUCACAAAUUCAGUUUUCAAAGUUUUAAGGGACCCCUUAAAUUGUCAGGCUUGAUUUGUUCAGACAUUCCACAUGAUUAGGCUUUCGGAAAGGCAGUACUGUUUUUUUUUUUUUUUUUUUAAUUUGUAUGUUUUUUUUUAACUUAGUACGGAUUGUUAUUGUAGUUUUACUCACUGUUCAGGUGCUGCUUGAUCUCAGUACAAUGGAAAUUGUAUGUGCGUAAAUGUGGUUCCAUGUAUUUUGCAGGAUUGACUAUCAUCUGUAUGUAAAACCUAAAGUAACCUUUUUAUUGAUGUUAAUUGAAAAUGUCUUAGCACACUGUAUCAACCCUGCUUGCAAAAUAUUCCUCUUAAAGCGGUUGUUUUCUCCAGAAAGAAAAAAAAAUCUUUUCCUGGCUUUCUCUUGCAGCCUCUGAGGCAAAUCUCAAAGGGAAAGCGUAAGACCAGACAAACUUAGAUAACUAAAUCCUGACGUCAGUCUGCUUUCAAGGAUAGCUGGUGUGAACAAAUGACUUCAAAAAUCAUGUCUGUUUUGAAGGUGCAAUUUGGGAAAAGUCCAAGUCCUCACUUUGGGAAGAAGCUCAGUGUCACAAUACCAUUUUUUUUCACCACUACAUUCCACAUAUUGUAGUUGAAGACACCAUUCCACAUUAUAGCUGACAGUCUGUUUACUCUGAAAAUGCUCCAAUGAAUUGAAAUAAUCUUCUGUUGAGGAAAAAAAAAAUCCAUGUCAGUUUAUUAUUAUGCUUGAUGAAAAUGCAGUUAGUGAAUGUGGAACGAAGCCUGUCUGUAUAUCAGGUAUCUUCUUGCUUUGUUUUUACUGACAAGUCUUCUGGCUAAAAAAUUUGCUUCUGUAACAGUCUAUUACCCAGUGCACACACGUGGUUGUGAAAAAUUUAGAAUAGCUCUAAAAAAGCAAUGACAAAAUGGAGAUAAACAAUGGUUGGUGUAAUUCUAGCUUUGUGUUUAUGUAUCUUAAUACCAUUCUAGUUUCACUAUACAUGUAAGAAAUAGGAAAGUGUCAAAGACCAUCAGUGAAAUAAAGUUUCGUUUAAGAUAACAGACAAA